Molecule: messenger RNA, 2334 nt
Organism: Hypoxylon trugodes
Lineage: Eukaryota; Fungi; Ascomycota; Sordariomycetes; Xylariales; Hypoxylaceae
Product: amino acid transporter
Exons: 7
Coding region: 487-2169 (560 amino acids)
Biological process (GO): transmembrane transport
Cellular component (GO): membrane
Molecular function (GO): transmembrane transporter activity
Source: RefSeq, a predicted model, not a curated record
UUCCAAGCUUGAUUUCUCGCUUCUGCACCCCACGGAUGAUUGGCAACCAGGGGGGGUUCGUUUUCUUUCGUUCCAACACCGGAGUCCAGCUUACGUAGAGAUAUGUAUGCAAAUCAGUACAUAUCUUUCUUCUUGUUCUUUUUACUUAUCUAUUGAGCUUUAUCGCUGUACCUAAUCUCGGUAUCUCCCAACUACCUAGGUAGGUUAUAUAAAAUGGCUUGCAGCGAUGCUACACGACGUGGCGCAUCCUUUUUCCUUCAGCUCUGCUGUGUAAAAUUUUGUUCAGUACCUAAUUCAAUAUUCAAUUCGGCUUCAUCCCAUGAGUAGUGUGUUUAAACCGUCGCCCGUAGGCAAUUCACCCAGGAUUCAUAUCAAGGUCCGGGAAUAGACGUUAUCAUUCAAUGAGCACCCAGCCCUUCACUCAGAAGUAAUCCUUAUCUCAGGACUUGGCGGCCACCGCCCCCUCCCCAUCUCCAAACUUUCAAAAUGGCAUCAUCGGAAGAAAUGCGUCGACACUCGUCGCAUGCGCCGCCCGUAACGACAGUGUUUGCCGACGACGAUAUGCCGGACCACAUCGCGGAGAUGUCCGAAGACGAAGCUGCGCUGGCGGCCCUUGGUUACAAACAGGAAUUCAAGCGCGAGUUUUCGGCUUGGACGACUUUCGCGGUUAGUUUUGCGGUUAUGGGUUUGUUGCCGAGUAUUGCGACGACUAUGUGGUAUGGAUUGGGUUAUGCUGGUCCUGCGGCGAAUACUUGGGGUUGGUUGGUAUCGGUGUUUUUUAUCCUGUGUGUUGCUGCUUCAAUGGCGGAAUUGGCAAGUAGCAUGCCAACCUCCGGCGGUCUUUACUAUGCAGCCGCGGUUCUAGCCGGUCCUAAGUACGGCCCUUUCGCUGCUUGGAUUACGGGUUGGAGUAAUUGGUUCGUACAAGUUACAGGAGCUCCUAGUGUUGAUUAUGGAUGUGCUGCCAUGAUUCUUGCCGCGGCGUCGAUAGUCAACCCGGACUAUAUACCGACGACCUACCAGACGUUUCUCCUAACAGUCUUCAUCAUGUUGACACAUGCCUGCAUUAGCAGUAUGCCGACGUUGUGGAUCGCGAAUUUCAAUUCGGUUGGAACGACUAUUAACCUCCUUUGCCUAUUAAUCGUCAUUAUUAUUAUUCCGACUGCGGCGAUGGGCGAUCCUAAGUUCCAACCAAAUUCAUUCGCAUGGGGAAUCCAGAAUAGCACGGACUGGCCUGAUGGUAUUGCGGUGCUGAUGUCGUUCCUAUCGAUUAUCUGGACGAUGUCUGGAUACGAUGCGAGUUUCCACCUUAGUGAGGAGUGCUCAAAUGCUGCUAUCGCUACGCCGAGGUCUAUUGUCAUGACCGCAGGAUCAGGAUCUGUACUUGGUUUCGUACUGAACACCCUAAUCGCGUAUACAGUUAAGGAUGUACAGGAGGUCAUAAACACAGAACUGGGUCAACCCUUCGCCGCAUACGUAAUCCAAGUCCUCCCACAAAACGUCGCCCUCGCUGUCCUCGCCAUGACAAUCGUAUGCGCAUACUCCAUGGGCCAAGGAUGCAUGGUCGCCGCAUCACGAGUAUGCUUCGCCUACGCGCGCGACGACUGCUUUGGCAUCGUCAGCCGGCCUCUCAAAAAAGUUAACAAGUACACCCUAACGCCUGUAAACGCCGUGUGGUUCAACACGACGAUCGGGAUUCUCCUCCUACUCUUGAUCUUUGGCGGUACAGCUAUCGAUGCGAUAUUCAGUAUCGGUGCUAUUGGGGCGUACGUCGCUUUCACGACUCCGAUUUUCCUGAAGAUCGUGUUUGUGGGGAAUAGCUUCCGUCGUGGACCUUGGCAUCUUGGUGUUUUUAGCUUGCCCUCGGGAAUCGCGGCUUGUUGUUUUGUAUUGGUCAUGUUGCCGGUGCUGUGUUUUCCCAGUUUGAGGGGUGCGAAUUUGACGCCUGAUGAGAUGAAUUGGACGUCGCUUGUUUAUGGCGCGCCAAUGUUGUUCGUUACAGUAUGGUUCUUCGUUGAUGCUCAUAAAUGGUUUAAAGGACCGAAGAUUAAUAUCGAGCACCACAUGCUUCACCAGCCACUCCCCGGCGUGAUGGGAAUAGAAGCUUCUGGCGCAAAUGGAAAGGACUCAGAUAUAGAACAGGGGUCGUCAAAGACGCCGUCAAAAUAGGUAGGAUGCUUAAAAGGAAAGGGGCAUUUAAGAUAUACGUAUAAAACGUAUGUACUUAUGUUUUAGAUGUUCAUAUACUUCAUCUUGGUUGUAUGUUUGAUCCAUUUAGAAUCUAUAUUAGGUGUAUAGAUAAUGCACCCAGGCAUAAGCCGUUUUCUGAAUGCU